Molecule: messenger RNA, 549 nt
Organism: Fraxinus pennsylvanica
Lineage: Eukaryota; Viridiplantae; Streptophyta; Magnoliopsida; Lamiales; Oleaceae
Source: the annotation of a GenBank genome assembly
AUGGAAGCAAAGACGUUGAAGAAUUGGGUUAUUGUUGUGAUAGCAAUGAGCUAUGCAUCUAUUCUCCACCUCAGAAUUCCUUCUAGCUUUCGAAUUAUUCUCCGCGGGAAAGAUGUUGAACACCAUAAUAUAGUGAAUGACAUGAUAAUGCCCCAGGAGGUUACUUAUCAUCCGCAGCCAGGAACUGAUGGGGUCCCAAAAGAUGCUAAUAUGGUUGCUUCUGUCACUAUUGGGUGUGUAAAGGAUGCAAAAGCACAUAUUGAUGUUCAAGGUGUGCUGGAAGCCAAUUUUGUUGAACCAGCUCAUGAAAAGCAAGGGUUCGAGCGUUCUACAGUUCUUGCAAGAUUGGAGGCACAAUUGAUACAGAUGCAAAAGACAUUGAAUGAUACUUCAUCAAGUAGCAAGAUGCCAACCAUGUCGGUGGAUAAGGGUCAUAAUAAAUGUCACAUGUACGGAAAGGAAGACAUGAAGAAAAAAGCAUCUAGAAAGCGACCAAGUUCUUCUGGAUCAUCAUCUUCUGGUGAGGAUGUCACAUAUCAGUUGCAAUGA